CAGUAAGCAUGGCCACAGCUGCCUCGAAUCCCUACAGCAUUAUCAGUUCCAACUCUAUGGUUCACGCAGACUCCUCGGUCAUGCAACAAGGGAGCCCUUUCAGGAACCACCAGAAACUUCUCCAAAGUGAGUACCUACAGGGAGUCCCAAGCAAUGGACACCCUCUUGGCCACCAGUGGGUGACCAGUUUAUCGGAGGGAAGCCCAUGGUCAUCCUCUUUGGCGGGCAGUCCCCUGGAGCAGCAGGACGUGAAACCGGGACGGGAAGACCUCCAACUCGGAACGAUCAUUCAUCACAGGUCUCCUCAUGUCGCCCAUCACUCGCCCCAUACAAAUCAUCCAGGUGCAUGGGGAACGCCGGUGUCUCAUAACUCAUCUAUAAACAGCGGCGGACAGCCUAUCAACAUCUAUUCGCAGGCAGGCUUCACGGUCAAUGGCAUGCUGGAGCACGGAGGUCUGACGCCUCCCCCGAACUCCGCUCAGACCCAGGGCUUGCAUCCAGGGCUGAGGGACACUCCGGACCACACCGACCUUGGGGCACACCACUGCCACGACCACUCCGACGAGGAGACGCCGACCUCGGACGAGCUGGAGCAGUUCGCCAAACAGUUUAAGCAAAGGCGGAUCAAGCUGGGCUUUACGCAAGCAGACGUCGGGCUCGCGCUGGGCACUUUGUAUGGCAAUGUUUUCUCGCAAACGACCAUCUGCAGGUUCGAAGCCUUGCAGCUGAGUUUUAAGAACAUGUGUAAACUGAAGCCCUUGUUAAACAAGUGGUUAGAGGAGGCAGACUCGUCCACGGGCAGCCCCAGCAGCAUUGACAAAAUCGCCGCGCAGGGGAGGAAAAGAAAGAAAAGGACCUCCAUUGAGGUGAGCGUCAAAGGGGUGUUGGAGACCCACUUUCUUAAAUGUCCCAAACCUGCAGCCCAGGAGAUAUCCUCUUUGGCAGACAGCCUACAGUUAGAGAAAGAGGUUGUUCGUGUCUGGUUUUGUAACAGACGACAAAAGGAAAAAAGAAUGACUCCGCCGGGAGAGCAGCAGCCGCACGAGGUAUAUUCUCACAACGUUAACACGGACAACUCUUCGUGCCACGAUCUCUGACCAAGGAACCAGGAUCCACCCCACGAGACUCUUUGAGACAAAUUGGAAUCUAGUGGCUUUUUAAAUUAUGAAUAUUCUUUUUUUAUCGCACUCCCUUCUGUGGUGGUACGAUGAUGACAAUAACUAGAGGCACUGAGAAAGAAAACAACAAUACAAAAGGUUUCUGUUUUUCAUAUUUAUCUCCAGCAUUUUUGGCAAUAUAUCUUGACAAACCAUGUUUUCUUUAUUUCACAAAAGGAACCUGUUUAUUACCAAAUUUUAGUUUUGAUUUUUGUUGUCUUCAGAAAGGAUUUAAAUACAAAAUUGUGCCUACUAAUAACCUCCCAGCGCCUUGGUUCUCAAACAUAAAUUUAUUUCAGGUGAAGCAGCUAUUAUUUCUGAAAAAAGGAGAAAAAACACUUUGUAAUUGUUUGCGUGUUCUGAGUUUUUUUUUUUUUUUUAAGAGUACUUCUGGCUGUUCGAUUCAAUAAAGUGUUUCACUGUAUUUACACAUACAACACGGAUUUCAAACAACCUAAACGUAUAUGAAAUAAGGGCAAAUAACGUAGGUCUAGUUUAUUUAUUUAUUGUUUUCAGUCGGAUGAAUUGUACAUGUCAGUGGUUGCAACAUUGCUGCAAUGCUCUGUCAAGCAUUAGGUGGCCAUUUUAAGAUAUUUUAGGGACGCCAAUCACAUUGCAAUUGGACACCUUUCUCGUGGCGCCGAAGGCAUUUUUCCAAUGUAUUGGUACUGUCUGUUUUUUUUCUGCGUUGCAUUACUACCUGUUUUCCAUCAGAGAAGACAUAGACCUGUUAUACCCUGAAAUUAUCAAUACGUUGU
Megalops cyprinoides (Indo-Pacific tarpon) is the source of this 1915-nucleotide messenger RNA. RefSeq names its product POU domain, class 3, transcription factor 4. The record is from RefSeq and is a predicted model, not a curated record. Gene Ontology annotation, biological process: regulation of transcription by RNA polymerase II; brain development. Lineage: Eukaryota; Metazoa; Chordata; Actinopteri; Elopiformes; Megalopidae. The coding region runs from base 9 to 1097 and encodes 362 amino acids. Gene Ontology annotation, cellular component: nucleus. Gene Ontology annotation, molecular function: RNA polymerase II cis-regulatory region sequence-specific DNA binding; DNA-binding transcription factor activity, RNA polymerase II-specific. The transcript has a single exon.